Hevea brasiliensis (rubber tree) is the source of this 2460-nucleotide messenger RNA. Its product is annotated as inactive poly [ADP-ribose] polymerase RCD1. Lineage: Eukaryota; Viridiplantae; Streptophyta; Magnoliopsida; Malpighiales; Euphorbiaceae. The coding region runs from base 324 to 2174 and encodes 616 amino acids. Gene Ontology annotation, molecular function: NAD+ poly-ADP-ribosyltransferase activity. The record is from RefSeq and is a predicted model, not a curated record. The transcript is spliced from 7 exons.
UUAGGUUGGACUCCAUAAGUAUUUAUUCGUUUAUUUUCUUUUCCCUGCUUAUUUAUUUAUCCUUAUUCUCUUUCUCCACCCGUCAGACACCAACAGUAAAUCUACCACCGCGACCACCGCACCAGCACCAGCACCUCUCAACAUAGUCUAAUGCUUCCCAAAUUCUGAAUGAGCGCACCCUAAAUAAUCAUAUUAAGGGUUUGCCGUUUGUCUUCAAUGGCAUUGUGUCUUUAAACCUGGCGGGAGGCUAAAAUUGUUAACUUACUUUAAAUUUGAGCUUCUGGAUUUGAACUUUUUGAUAGGGAUUAAUAAAUUACGUAAAAAUGGAAGCCAAGGUCACAAAGGUAUUGGAUAGUAGUAGUCGCAAAGUUAUGCUUGGUCUGAAGAGAAAACGAGCAUCCCGUUAUGCAGCAUAUUUUGCUGAAGCUUCCCGAAUUAUUUCACCUGAGUGGCCAACUGUGCAUUGUUCAACUUGUAAGUCUGGGAAACGGAGGAGACUAACUAGAAGCCGAAGAAAGGUUGUGAGCUGUGGGUAUCAUUUCAGAAGAUCUUUGCUUCGGUGUUAUUCAAAUUUUAAGAGGACUGGGGUGCCACAACGUCUUAUGUUUUAUCAGAGUGGCGAAUGGACUGAUUUUUCUCAAGAUCUUGUUGCUCUGGUUAGGAAGGAUCUUCAAGAGAAGAAACCUGCUAUUCAGGUUGAGUUAGAGGGCCGUCACUACUUGCUGGAUCUCUUGCACAUGUUUCUAGUGGACUUGAAGGCAGGCUUUCGGAAACCAAUUGCUUGGAUUGAUGAAGAAGGUGGCUGUUUCUUUCCAGAAAUUUAUAUUGAUAACGAGGAGCCACAUGAGUGCUGCCAGCAAAAUUGUGUGAAUGACCAAGGGCCUAUUUUUAGAGCGUGUAAUGGACCUCAUGAGAUAAAGCUGCAGCUGGAAAUUGACAUAAAUGGAUUGGAUCCUCAUCAAUCUACGUUAGAGUAUAGUGGAGAGACGAAUGCCUUUGUUAAGCGUAUUGAAAUUGCUCACAAUCCUACAAGUGUGAAUGUUGUAGAAGUUGAGGAUAGUUGCAACAGGAAGCUUGAUGAAAAAAUUAAUGAAGCUUUUGAGGAAAAUCAACAUAUUUUAGCAAAUUUAUCCACUGUUAAUGAAAAGUUGGAUUCUGAUACUGUACAAAAUUGUUUUCUUACAGGCAUGAACUCUUUUAAUAGUACUGACAUACUUGAUAUUCGUCACUCGUCUAGUACUUCAAUGCAAACCCGAUUGGAGAUUUUCCAGAAGCAAAUUGAACUUACAAAAAGUUGUCGUGGUGAUGCAAAUGUUCGAUAUGCAUGGCUUGCUUCGUCUAAAGAAUUAUUAUCUACAAUCAUGUUGUAUGGACUUGGACAUUGUGGACCAUCCAUGAUUAAGUCCAAAUAUGGCAUUGGUGUUCAUCUCCAUGCAGCAAACUGCAGCCAAGCGAGUGCAAAAUUUUGUGAUGUUGACGAAAAUGGGGUACAACAUAUGGUUUUUUGUCGUGUAAUAAUGGGAAAAAUGGAGCUCAUUCAACCUGGGAGUCAGCAGUGCCAUCCUAGUAGUGAGAAUUUUGAUAGUGGUGUUGAUGACCUUCAAAACCCAAGCCAGUAUAUAGUGUGGAAUAUGAAUAUGAACACCCAUAUUUAUCCAGAAUUUGUUGUUAGUUUCAAGAUCUCUUCCAAUGCUGAAGGGAUUUUGGCUGGAAGUGAGAUAAAACAUGGUGUGUCCGGCAUCACUAUAUCUUCACAAGGUGCUCAGCAAAAUUUACCAAUUGAGUCAUCUACUGUUGAUCUGAAUCUGCCAAUAGAAUAUCCUGUGGUUGAUUUGAAUCUACCUGUGGAGUCUCCUACGGCUGAUCUGGGAAGUGAAAGCCAACCAAAAUCUGGAGGUUCUCUAGGAAAAGCUCCAAGUCUUGGUUCAAGCAACUCAAGGACUCCUAAAUCCCCUUGGAUGCCCUUUCCUAUGUUGUUUUCUGCAAUCUCAAGUAAAGUUCCUCAUACAGAAAUGGAACGUAUAGCUACUCAUUAUGAACUAUUCCAGAGAAAAGAAAUCAACGUUUUAAUGGAAUAUAUACUAGGCAAAGAAGAUAAGCAGGGAAGAUUUUAUCAAAAGGUUGAGAUUGAUAGUUGGAGAUGCUUUACUGAAGUCGACGAUAACGAGUCUUAAUGUGAGGCACCAUUGAAGUGUGCGGAGGGAACAGCUAAGUCAACUGUAGAAGGUUAAGUGGGCUUUGAUGGAUCAAAGCGGCUCAUGCUCUGCUGAACUGCUGUGUUGGAAUUUAAGUAGAGUGUGGUUGAAUGUGUUGACUUGGAAGUUGUGAAUAAUGUCUGUGACUGUUUUAAGUGUGUAGGUUUAGUUGUAUCGUAUUUUCUAUUUGUUGAUGAAGGGUUGUUGGUUUAUGGAACAGAAUGCCUUGCAAGAGUGUAAUAAUCUACUGUGCUAAUUUGUCUCA